Asparagus officinalis (garden asparagus) is the source of this 1280-nucleotide messenger RNA. RefSeq names its product D-lactate dehydrogenase [cytochrome], mitochondrial. Gene Ontology annotation, biological process: lactate catabolic process. The record is from RefSeq and is a predicted model, not a curated record. Gene Ontology annotation, cellular component: mitochondrion. Bases 45 to 962 code for a protein of 305 amino acids. The transcript has 12 exons. NCBI's taxonomy places the organism in Eukaryota, Viridiplantae, Streptophyta, Magnoliopsida, Asparagales, Asparagaceae. Gene Ontology annotation, molecular function: D-lactate dehydrogenase (cytochrome) activity; FAD binding; D-lactate dehydrogenase (NAD+) activity.
UUAAUUAUUAGAUAAUUUUGAUUAUCCGUUUCAGGUAUGGAACUAUGCGAGAUAACGUCAUCAACCUCCAAGUUGUUCUGGGAAAUGGAGAUGUUAUCAAGACAGGUUCUCGUGCCCGGAAGAGUGCUGCAGGAUAUGAUUUAACGCGGUUGACGAUUGGAAGUGAAGGAACAUUGGGUAUAAUAACAGAAGUGACUCUACGUCUUCAAAAACUACCUCAGCAUUCAGUGGUCGCCAUGUGCCAUUUUAAAACAAUUAAGGAUGCUGCAGAUGUUGCUAUUGCAACAAUGCUAUCUGGUAUCCAGGUGUCAAGAAUGGAACUCCUGGACGAGGUUCAAGUAAGGGCAAUCAAUAUAGCAAAUGAGAAACAUUUACCUGAAACUCCAACAUUGAUGUUUGAAUUUAUAGGCACAGAAGCAUAUGCACGGGAACAAGUGCUACUGAUUCAGAAAAUUGUCUCUGAACAUAAUGGCUCUAAUUUUGUUUUUGUGGAGGAUCCUGAUGCUAAAGAGGAGCUGUGGAAGAUACGAAAAGGAGCACUAUGGGCUUGUUUGGCAAUGGCACCUAAUUAUGAAGCAAUGAUAACAGAUGUUUGUGUUCCCUUGUCGCGUCUAGCAGAAUGCAUAUCAAAGUCUAAAGAAUUGCUUGAUGCUUCACCAAUGCUGUGUGCGGUAAUCUCUCAUGCUGGUGAUGGGAACUUCCACACAAUUAUUUUAUUUGAUCCAAAUAACGAAGAUCACCAGUGUGAAGCAGAGAGAUUAAACCAUUUAAUGGUUAAAAUUGCCUUAUCAAUGGAAGGAACAUGUACAGGAGAGCAUGGUGUUGGUACUGGGAAAAUGAAGUAUCUUGAGGAGGAGCUUGGUAUGGGGGCCUUGAGGACGAUGAAGAGAAUCAAAAGCGUGUUAGAUCCUAAUAACAUCAUGAAUCCAGGAAAGCUGAUUCCUCCUCAUGUCUGUUUAUGAGGAUAUUGGUCGUGCAAAUAUUGCAGAGCAAAGGAAGAAGAAUCUGAGGCAUGUUAACGUGUUACGUUGAGUUCAGUUGUAUUUAAUGAGACAGUGCUUAUAUAAGGUUCUCCAGUGGAUGAAUCAGUUUUAAGUUUUUUGAGUUGAGAUCUGAUGUGUGACUUAUGCUGCUAUCUAUGGGCUUGUUUCAUGAACUCUUUGUCUACAUUAUUGGCCCAUCUUAGCAUAUGUAAUAAUACAAAUGUCAACAUGAGAUAUGGUUCUGGUGCUUCAAAUGGGGCUUGAUAAUUAUUUUCCUAAAUGUCUAAUUCAUAUUUA